Messenger RNA from Notothenia coriiceps (black rockcod), 2888 nucleotides. RefSeq names its product shox homeobox (gene shox). The coding region runs from base 145 to 1068 and encodes 307 amino acids. The record is from RefSeq and is a predicted model, not a curated record. Gene Ontology annotation, biological process: regulation of transcription by RNA polymerase II. Lineage: Eukaryota; Metazoa; Chordata; Actinopteri; Perciformes; Nototheniidae. Gene Ontology annotation, molecular function: DNA-binding transcription factor activity, RNA polymerase II-specific; sequence-specific double-stranded DNA binding. Gene Ontology annotation, cellular component: nucleus. The transcript has 6 exons.
UCACCUCCUCUCCACCCCUUCUAUCUGUCGCUGCUGCCAGCCUCCAAAAAAAGAGCGUUAUAGCAGUGCUGGUAGAGACACGGUGAGGUACAACUCACGGUGGAUUUCCCUGACCAGGACCACUACUGAGCGACAGAGCCGACCAUGGAAGAACUUACGGCAUUCGUGUCGAAAUCUUUCGAUCAGAAAACCAAGGAGAGCAGCAAAGAGAGUAUCACGUACAGGGAAGUUUUGGAGAGCGGCUUGACAAGGGCGAGGGAGCUGGGCAGCCCGGAGACAAACCUGCAGGACAUUACGGAGGGCUGCCCGGCGCAUCUGUUCAAGGACCACGUCGAGCUGGAAAAGGACAAACUGAAGGACUUUAGCGUUUCGAGGUCGAGCGAGGGGAUAUACGAGUGUAAGGAGAAAAAGGAGGACGUGAAGUCGGAGGAUGAGGACGCACAGGGCAAGCUGAAGCAGCGGAGGAGUCGCACUAACUUCACCUUGGAGCAGCUCAACGAGCUGGAGCGGCUCUUCGACGAGACGCACUACCCGGACGCGUUCAUGCGGGAGGAGCUGAGCCAGCGGCUGGGUCUGUCCGAGGCCAGGGUGCAGGUCUGGUUUCAGAACAGAAGAGCAAAGUGUCGAAAACAAGAAAACCAGAUGCACAAAGGUAAAUACAUCUUUCCCUUCUCUCCAGGUGUGAUCCUGGGCAACAGUCACCUCGACGCCUGCAGAGUAGCACCCUACGUCAACAUGGGUGCCCUCCGGUUGCCCUUCCAACAGGUCCAAGCCCAGCUCCAGUUGGACGGCGUGGCUCACUCCCACCCCCACCUGCACCCUCACCUGGCUGCUCACGCUCCCUACUUGAUGUUCCCUCCUCCUCCGUUCGGACUACCAAUGGCAUCGCUCGCCGAAUCGGCCUCGGCAGCAGCGGCGGUGGCGGCAGCUGCCAAAAGCAACAGCAAGAACUCGAGCAUCGCCGACCUGCGACUCAAGGCAGGACUUCUGCGGGGCCAGUGGCUCAGUCCACUCCAGGCCCAGAUCACAUCCCAAGGACCGUACAAACACAUGUGGAUGUCUGUCUGAGGGCCAGGCCGGGGCCCGACAGACCAGAAGGCGUUAGAACAAAGCAAACGGGCAGGCAGCAGCAGGGCCCAAAGCGGAGCCGCGCUGACGCUGGCUGCCGACAUGUUGACAAUGCAGAGGGUUGAGCAUGGGGGGGAAAUAGACCCAAACACCACCUCACCGAGGCAUUGGAACGGCUUACACCUUUACACCCUCCCCUCACUAGAAAAAAUGAAGAAAAACAUUAAAAAAGGCCAUAUCUGUCUCCAGUCACUGUGUUCCCUGCUGCUGCCGAGUGCAUGAGCUCUAAUGGAGGACUGUUGUGGGACCGUCUCCAUCCACACUUGACAUAAACGCUCGACAACAGUUUUUAACACUGCCAUUCGACAUACCCACUCCCCCCCCACCCCCUCACCCCCAACACACACAAAUUGAAAGGUCUCCAUUGCGGACCUUUCACUUCUUAUGGACUUGUGCUAUAUCAAAAGCAAAAACUCAUCCUUCCUUUGCUGCGGAGGGGAGACGUGUUUUAUUCUGCGUUGCUGGGCGUGUGUCGGCGAGACUUGGUUUGCAUUUCUCCUCACAGCGUGCACUCUCUGUCUUUAUUUCUUCCCGUUUUUGUUGUGUUGUAUCCUGGGUAAAGCAGUGAAGAUAGCCUUUGCACUUCAGGUCUUGUAUGUGGGUGUUUACAAAUGGCACUACAAGCAGAUACUACUUUACUAAUUAAAAGGGGAAGGGGAUUUGAUAUUGUAAUGUGUUCGGCGGAAGGACACUAUCUUGGAUAAAGGGUAACCAUGCGUUCUUUUUUUCUUUUUUGUAAUUCUGAAAAUAUGAAGAAAGCAUCAGUCAAACUGGAAUGCAAUGGUGUGCAGUUUAAGUGCAAUACUGUAAAUAGCAAAAAAGUUCAAAACAGCUAGCAGUUAAUCCUUAACGAUAAGGAGACCCAAUGAUUUUUCUUUUGGAGUGUUGAAUUUCUUUACCAAACAACAGCUUUUCUACAGCAGUGUAUAUUUUAUUGAGUUUGAGAAGAAGUCACUCAUUACCAGGUGCCAUAUCCCAUCCUCUGUAUUCAAGCAGUUUAGUUUUGUAGACGCUGCAGAAACAUGGGUUUGGUUCUUUAUAAAUAAAAAGCCUACACCACAUUUGAGGAUAUUGUUCAUAAUAAACCAACAAAUCAGCAUUUAAUUCCAAAUAAAGCCGUUGUUUACACUAUGAUUAACUUCUGCAUGUUGUAUGGGACAUUUCAUCAUUCAUUUCCUAAUAAUUUAAACUGUAUCUUACCAAGUGUUCCAGGCAAAAGAGAACAUUUGAUUAUUUGGGUAUUGAAACAUUAUUUUGACGACUUUUUAGCACUGCUGUCAGAGCUGCGUUAAACAUAUUGAUCUGCUGAAGAUCUAUGUACCUCUAACAGUCUCCAAAAAACUAUUUUCUCUGCUAACAGACCUCCAUUUAGAAUCGUUUAUCUAUGUCUCCAUUUUAAAUUAAACAUAUGGGUGUUUUAUUUAUUAUUUUGUCUGAAAGAUUAUGAAAGAUGAAAUCGUUGAACUACAAGUGUACAUUUUUACAUGGCUUUGCAUUUAUUUUUGUAUGUUUUUUUUAAGUGUUGAUUUUGAAUUAAGAGGUGUGGCUGUAGUGCAUUGUUUGCCGAAAAAAAAUGUAGCGUGUCCGAGUUUACAAACAUUUCAGGGAUGAUUGAAUUGAACAAUACUCCAUGGAAUUUGUUGUACCCAUUAAAAAUGAUUAUCAUUUCACAUGCAAGCAUGCCUAAACAUGAAUCAUCGUACAGUUUGUUUUUCCCCUUUUGAUUCGCAAAAUAUGAAUGUACAUCUUGUACAAGUAAA